UUCAAAGAUUGAUCAUGGAACCAUUAAAGGUAGCAAUCAUUACAGGCGCUGGUAGUGGAAUUGGACAUUCUAUUGCUAUAAAGUUUGCCAAACACAGAUAUAAAUUGGUAAUAUUAGGAAGGCGAGUGCAUAAAUUAGAAGAAACCGCACAGCUAUGCUGCAAGCAAGGUUUAAAGGAGGAAGAUGCUAGUAUUCUUAUCCAGUCAUGUGAUGUAUUAGUUGAUAGCCAAAUUGAGAAUGUUUUCAAGAAGACUAUCAAUAAAUUUGAAAGAAUAGAUGUCUUGGUUAACAAUGCUGGUUAUGGUAUAGCAAAGCAUUUUACUGAAGCAGAUAUAGAGGAUUUUGAUGCUAUGUAUAGAAUACAUACAAGAGCACCAAUCAAGUUUAUGCAAUUAGCUUAUCCUUUUCUAAAGAAGACUCAAGGAAACAUUAUUAAUAUCACCAGCUGUGCAUCUGAAUUGACUCCUACUUCUGACCUCUCUCCUUAUGUAGUUGCAAAAGCAGGAAUGAAUAUAGCAACAGAACUGGCUGCAAAAGAUUAUGGAAAAGAUGGUAAAGUUAGAGUGAAUGCUAUACUUCCUGGACCUGUUAAAACAGAAAUUUACCUUUCUUCUGGCUAUGUUAAAAACAAGGAAGAAAGUGAUAAAUUUUUUCAAUUUGAAGAAAGUCGUUCACUAUUGGGAAGGCUUGCCAACAGUGAUGAAAUUGCUGCAAUAGCAUUUUUUCUUGCAAAUGAUGAAACUGGAAUGAAUAUUACAGGAUCAAAGAUCAAUGCCUCUUCAGGAGAAAAUUUACCAAACAGUCCUGUUUAUCCAGAGAGUUGCUAA
This is a messenger RNA of Dimorphilus gyrociliatus, 827 nucleotides long. The record is from the annotation of a GenBank genome assembly. NCBI's taxonomy places the organism in Eukaryota, Metazoa, Annelida, Polychaeta, Dinophilidae.